CGUCGUGUAUCGGGUCAAGUCGAUUCGAGACGUAUUACCGGGACCUAUCCGAGGCGAUUUCGGAUCUCACCACAUUUGAAGCAGUUAGCUGCAAAAUCACUUGCAGACUACGUUCUCCAUAGGCGACGAUCGGACACAGACACAGUUUCUUGAAACGCUGCGUUUCGAUCGUAAUCUGAAAAGAAAUGGGUACCUCAGAAUCCACACUCUCAAGCUCACAGGGCCCGGUCGACGAAAUCACCACCGUGUCCGAUCGAUCCGAGGUCACAGAUCCAAUCUUAGAGAGACUCAAAACCCUCAAAUUAACAACACCAAUAUUGACGUCACCACCGGCUGAGAGUAGCUUAACUGACAUACUGGUGAGGAAACCUUCGUCUUCUUCGGCUCCAGCUACUGUGAAUCCUAAGGUGCUGGUGGAGCUCUUCUCGAUGUACCGUGAUUGGCAGGAGCAGAAGACUCAAAUGAUUAGCAAAAAGCAGGAAGAGAUAGAAAACAAAAUAGAUGUUGCAGAUGCUUUGGCAGUUAAACUUCUACAACGUUUUAAUUUCUCAGUGUCGGCAAUGAAGACAGCUUCACAACAUUUAUCAGAAGUUCAUGCAUUGCAGGUGGACAUUGGAGAACUUAAAGGAAGGUUAACAGAGGUUAUUAGUAACUGCGAUGCACUGUGCAAGAGAAUUGCUUCAGAGGGGCCAGAAUCUCUUCGUUCAUCUGUCAAACCAUUUACAAUUGCCACUGCUGACUCAGAAAUCAGCUCUACUUCAUCUUCUUUGCCAAGAGAUUUAAACAAAACAGUAGCCAAGUUAAAAUAGAUAGUUUUGUUCUUGUAUGUAGUUACAAGGAUUUUUAUUGAUUCAGAUUGAGGUUAAUUCUCAGUGGCUAACCAGAGUGGCUUCAUUACAUGUCUGACUGGUAUCGGACAACCCAUGUAUAAAAUUGAGUCUAUGAAGCAUUUCAUCAUAUAAAAUAUAAGGAUUAUUGAUGCUCA
Molecule: messenger RNA, 985 nt
Organism: Quercus robur (English oak)
Lineage: Eukaryota; Viridiplantae; Streptophyta; Magnoliopsida; Fagales; Fagaceae
Exons: 6
Coding region: 186-809 (207 amino acids)
Source: RefSeq, a predicted model, not a curated record